Messenger RNA from Neoarius graeffei (lesser salmon catfish), 2820 nucleotides. It is a transcript of the gene kras, whose product is annotated as v-Ki-ras2 Kirsten rat sarcoma viral oncogene homolog. NCBI's taxonomy places the organism in Eukaryota, Metazoa, Chordata, Actinopteri, Siluriformes, Ariidae. Bases 282 to 848 code for a protein of 188 amino acids. Gene Ontology annotation, cellular component: plasma membrane. Gene Ontology annotation, biological process: Ras protein signal transduction. Gene Ontology annotation, molecular function: GTPase activity; GTP binding; GDP binding. The transcript has 5 exons. The record is from RefSeq and is a predicted model, not a curated record.
GCUUGGCGCUGCGUGUAUCCGCCCAUAUUUAUGUAAAGAGCGACCUCCGUACAGACGAGUGCACGGAACAGGCCGAGGGAGAGAGAGAGAGAGCGCUGUAUUAUCCCCGGAAUGUCUCAAAUAUAGGCUGACCGUGCGGCAUCGGGCUGGUGCAGAUAUCACAGCGGUUCAUAUUGUGAAAAUGGCAGGAUCGAGUGUAAGGACAGGACUAUAGGCUCAUCUUAACUUUACUCGCCUUUUUCCUGGCUCGGACGCGGAACUUGCAGCGCCAAAGGUGAAGAAUGACGGAAUAUAAACUGGUGGUGGUCGGAGCUGGAGGCGUUGGAAAAAGCGCUCUCACCAUCCAGCUCAUCCAGAACCACUUUGUAGAUGAAUAUGACCCUACUAUCGAGGACUCGUACAGGAAGCAGGUGGUGAUUGAUGGGGAGACGUGUCUGUUGGACAUCCUAGACACAGCAGGUCAGGAGGAGUACAGCGCCAUGAGAGACCAGUACAUGAGGACUGGGGAGGGCUUCCUCUGUGUUUUUGCCAUUAAUAACACCAAGUCUUUUGAGGACAUUCACCACUACAGAGAGCAGAUUAAGAGAGUGAAAGACUCCGAGGAUGUCCCCAUGGUGCUGGUGGGAAACAAGUGUGACCUGCCAUGCCGCACAGUGGAUACCAAGCAGGCUCAGGAUUUAGCACGUAGCUACGGAAUUCCUUUCAUCGAGACCUCAGCAAAAACGAGACAGGGGGUUGAUGAUGCCUUUUAUACUUUAGUCCGGGAAAUCCGAAAGCACAAGGAGAAGAUGAGCAAGGAGGGCAAGAAGAAAAAGAAGAAGUCCAAGACAAAGUGUAUACUAAUGUGAAUAAUGCCUCGAUUUCAGUAUCGACUCUGAACAGCUGAAAUAUUAAAGAACUGCAUUUUGUACAUUACACUAAAUUAUUAGCCUCUUCAGAGUACAGAAUGGAUCCCUAUUUUCCUUCAUUUGCUAUCUUAAUCAAUUAAGCUCUUCCUUGUUUAGUGCCAGAUGCCCCAAUGUGUUGGUCCUGAAUUACUUUAAUGUUGAAUUGUAGCCGAUAAUGAAAUUGCAUCGCCAUUAGAUUGAUUGAUUGAUUGAUUAUUCUCUGGGUGUUUUCCGCCAGUAUUCACCUAGAGCUCGUCAUUUAGCAGAUGGAAAGAGAAUAGAGGCAACUCGCAUUCUGUGUUUCAGAAUCUUAAGGAUUAAUGUUUUAACAUGAGUUAAGACUGGAUCUGUGGAGGAGUGUUUUGUGCAGUACAAAUUAAAGGACAUCCAGCUGAAUAUUGCAGUUUGCCACACGAUACUAAUAGCACAGUGAACUUUGCAUAUAAAGUAAGUUCCUGUUCCAUAUUCAACUUUUACUUAAUAUUGUACAGAAUUGACCCCAUAAUUCGUAAAUCUGAUUUGGUUAUACAAUGUAAUGAACAGUAUAUAUCCUUAUAUAAUAUCCUUAUGUAGGACCAACACUAUUUGGGGUAAUAUUUUGAUAUCUCCACCACUGUGUAACAGAUGGUUUAUCUGUUUGGGAUGUCAGAUUUAUAUUAACCUGCAUGUGAACGUCCAUUGUAGUCCAGUUUUAAGCCUUUGAUAGUGUGUGUGGAUGGUAAUCUCUUAACCCUGAUCAACGUUUUCAUUUGCAUGCUGUUCUUUGUUGUAAUUUCAUGAGAAAGGCGAUGAAAGCUUCAAAUAGUGCGUGAUAACUGGCCCAGGUUUCCAGGUGGGAAAUUCUUACCCAAAUGAGUGUUUUAUUUCUGGAGAUGUGUUUGUUUCACAGUGUUCGGUUUAAUUUAAUGAUUGUCCACAUUGAAUUAGCUUAGAGAUGAAUGGUAAUAGGUGGAAUUAAAGACUAAAUGCUACAGUAGAGUAAAAAUCAAUUUAGUUUUCCCAGAUUUCUUCUUAUGCGGUUUGCAUUUAUUGAAUUUGUGAGAAGGUGUAAUGUUUAAACUUCCAGCAGAGGCUUUUUAAGGAUAAGUCUCUUCUGCACUACAUGAUGUCCUUGCACCCAGCCAAAUGCCUUUUUAUGAAAAUGUAACCAACCACUAAUAAUGUUCAAUAUUAUUAUUGAAUAAUUAUUUAUCUACUGAUCAGAGAAAAACAAGGCCAACAAAUGACUUGUGUCUCAAAUAGCUGCAUGAAUGGCUUUGCAGGGAGACACAAGUGACAACCCAAGCUGCUCCGUUUCUGUAUCAGCUGCUUGAACGAAUCUAACACUUCUACACAUCUGCCUUUUCUUGCUAAUUUAAACCCAAAAGGCUGAUAUAAAAAUGAAGGGCAAUGCAGAAAAUAAAAAGUCAUUACAAAGAGCUGUUAAAAACAAUGUUGCCUUUUUGUAUUCCUCUUUCCCCCCUUGUAUUACAGCUCAUUAAUCAGUGCUUUUUUUUUCGUUUAUUCCCAUUAUAUUACAUGAAACAGAUGGCCUGAUCUAUUACUAAUGCUGCAUCUUCAAAGAGGCAAACACACACAAUAAACAAACAAAAUCAGGAUAACUGUUAUUAUGCAAUGUUAAUCCAGGUAAAGGCUGUUUAAGCUGUUUCGUUACCUCUGUCCCGUUAAGAUAUGGUAACUUGAUUACAUGUUAUAUUCAAAUUAGCACUCUUUUUUUUUUUAAUCUCUCCCUAUCUGACUCUUAUCACCUCUUUCUUUUCUGUUUGUGGUGUGCCAAUGGAGAAAGUUCUUAAAAUACUUCAUGUAUACCUGGAGUGUAUUUUAACAACCUUUGUACAGUUGUGAUACAGACAGAUGCAUAUUUUGUAAAUUGUGCUUUAGGUGUUUUUUUUUCCUUUUUUUGUUAAUAAAUGUCACUUUAAUAGAGCUGAAA